AUGGCCAGCGUGCAAGAGCCCCUUAUCCCGGAAAGCCAUGCGCUGCCUACAGAUGCCCCUGUCGAGCCCAUUUCAUCUAUAGAUGAAAAGCCCACUGCAAGCGCAACUGAGGCCGAUCUGAGCGAAUCAACCGCUACCUUGGUUGAAGCCGACUCCACACAACAAUCCAAAGAUUCAACCCAACCUGAGGUCCCAAUGACCGCCGCCGAAAAGAAGAAGGCCAAGAAGGCCAAGAAGAAGCAGCAAAAGAAACAGGAGAGUAUUAGCUCCCUUGCUGCCGAACAAACUCCCGAGAUUCCAGCCGCCCCCGAAACCAAAACUGCAGAGCCUGCAGUGGAGGAAUCAGCACCAGUCGAAGCUUCCAAGGAGGCUGAACCCGCUGCUGAACCAGUGGUUGAGGAAAAGACCGCAAUUGAAUCAACGGAGGAAUCCAAGCCGGCCGAGAAGGCUGUCGAUGCCACCGAGGCACCAGUGCUCGAGGAAAAGCCUGUCGCUGAAGCUAUUGAAGAGCCAGUUGCCGAAGUAGUAGCCGAGGAGAAGGCUGCUGAGAAGGUCGCCGAGCCCACCACAGAAGAAUCAAAGACUGAGGCCGUUCCAGAAACUGUCGCAGAACCCGCCGUCGAAGAAUCCAAGGCCGUGGAAGAGGUUGCUGAGCCCACCACUGAAGCUGCCACGGAAGAGAAGACCGCCGAGACCGUUCCUGAAGUCGCCGCCGAGCCAAUUGUCGAAGAGACUCCCGCCGCGGAAGAAAUCAAGACCGCCGAGGAGGUUGCUAAGCCUACCACUGAGGAGAAGCCUGUCGAGGAAAAGGCUACUGAAGCCGUUCCCGAAACUGCCGCUGAGCCUGCUAAGGAAGAGUCAAAGACCGCCGAGGCUGUUCCUGAAGCUGCCGUGGAAGAAAAGACCACUGAGGUCGUUCCUGAAACCACCGAAGCCGCCAAGGAAGAGACUCCUGUCGCCGAAACUGCUGUGGAGGAAUCAAAGGUUGUGGAAGCUGUCUCUGAAACCGCCCAGGAGGCGCCCGCUGUCGAAGAAUCUAAGACUGAGGUUGCUGAGCCCACCGCUGAAGCUGCUGUGGAGGAGAAGACCACCGAGGUGGUUCCUGAAACCACCGAAGCCGCCAAGGAAGAGACUCCCGCCGCUGAAACCGCCGUGGAGGAAUCAAAGGCUGUUGAGGAGGUUGCUGAGCCCACCACUGAGGCCGCCACAGAAGAAAAGACCACCGAGGCUGUCCCCGAGACUGUGGCCGAGGAAACUCCUGUUGCUGAAGCUGCUGUGGAAGAAUCAAAGCCUGUCGAGGCCGCCCCUGAGGCUGUCGCAGAGGCUGUCGCUGAGACUCCUGCCGUUGAGGAACCUAAGGCUGAGGAGGUUGCUGAACCUAUCACCGAGGAAAAGGCGGUCGAGGCCGCUCCUGAGGCUGUCGCAGAGGCCGUGGAAGAGACCCCCGCCGUCGAAGAAUCUAAGACUGAGGUUGCUGAGCCAGUCACUGAGGACAAGCCCGCCACCGAAGAAAAGGUUGUUGAGGCUGCUCCUGAGGCUGUCGCAGAGGCUGUCGAAGAGACUCCAGCUGUGGAAGAAUCUAAGGUUGAAGAGGUUGCUAAGCCUGCCGCUGAAGAAAAGGCUGUCGAGGCCGUUUCUGAGACUCCUGCUGCGGAAGAAUCCAAGGCCGCCGAGGUUGCUGAGCCCACCACCGAGGAGAAGCCUGCUACUGAGGAAAAGGCCGUCGAGGCCACUCCUGAAACCGUCGCGGAGCCUAUCGUCGAGGAGACUCCUGUCGCUGAAGCUGCCGUGGAAGAGUCCAAGCCCGUGGAGGCUGCACCUGAAAUCGUCCAGGAGACACCCGCGGUCGAGGAAUCCAAGGUUGAGGAGGCUGCUGAGCCUAUUGCUAAGGAAGAGCCCGUCGCCGAAUCCGCCACGGAAGAGUCGAAGCCCGCCGAGGCCGUUGCCGAAACCGUCGCUGAACCUGUUGUCGAGGAGACUCCCGCCGCUGAAGCUGCUGUGGAGGAAUCCAAGACCGUCGAGGCUAUUCCUGAGGCCUCCGCAGAGCCUGUCAGACCCCCCGCUACCGAAGCAGCCGUGGAAGAGUCCAAGCCUGCUGAGGAGCCAGUGGCCGAGAAGGCUGUCGAGGAACCGAUUGUGGAGGCUGAGGCCGAGAACAGCAAUGACACCACCGCGGCCGUUCCAGAGGUUGCUACAGAGGCACCUGUUGAGGAGCCAACUGUCGACGUCUCUGAGCCCAAGGAGGAGGUCGUCUCUGAGCCCACUAAGGAGGUGGUCGAGGAGACUCCCGUUGAGCAGCCUGCCACUGAGGAAUUGGCUGCUGAGCCAGUCAAGGAGGCUGAGAUUGUCGAGUCUGUUCCCGAGCAGACUGUCGAUUCUGCUAAGGAACCUGCUGUCGAGGGGCCUACUAAGGCCGCUGAGGUGGAGACUACCACCACUACCGAGCCCGCCGCUGAGGCAAUUGAAGAGCCUGCUGCCGUUGUCGCCGAGGAGGCUACUACCGAGAAGGCCCAGGAGCCUACUGAGGUCGAGCCUGUCCAAGAGACUACCGAAAAGGCUGUGUCAGAGGAACCAGUUGUGGAGGAGGCUGCGGCCGAAACCGCUAAGGAUGUGACUCCCGAGGAGUCUCCCGCUGUUCCUGAGACCGCUGAAGCUGCUGCUGUUGAGACUGCUGCUGUUCCCGAGGCCGCCGCUGAAGUUGUUGCCAUUCCCGCCGCUGCUGCCGCUGCUCAUGUCACUGAGGAGUCUCCAGCUGCUCCUCAGGCUGCCGCCGCUAUCGUCGAGGAAAACGCUGCUCCUACUGAGUCUGCCCCCGCCGAGACUACCGAGGAAGUCGCCAUUGAGCAGCCCGAAGCUACCAAGGCUGAGGAAGUAACUGAGCAGACCACCGAAGAGCCUGUUGCUGACAAGGCCGUUGAAGAGCCCGUUGCCGAGACCUCUGCCCCAGAGCCGGUUGUUGAGGCUGCUCCCGUUGUUGAAGAGACUCCCAUUGAAGAGCCUGCUAAGGAACUUGCCGUCGAGGAGCCCAUCAAGACCGAGGCUCCUGUCGUUGCUGAUGUUACUGCGGACGAGGCUGAGAAGGUCGAGGAGAAGCAACCCGAGGCCGAAGCUGUUGCCGAGCCAGUUGUUCCUGAGCAGACUGAGGCUGCUGCCGCUGUUGGAGAGCCUGUUUCUCAAGCCGCUGAGCCAGCUGCUGCUGAAACUCCUGCUGUCGAGGAAAAGGCCAUUGAUGAACCUGCUGCCGCUGUCGAAACCGCAGCCGAGUCCACUGCCGAGCCUGUUUCCGAACAGACUCCCGAGGUGGCACACGUUGAAGAAACUGCUACUGAGGUACCAGCUGCCGAGAAGGCUGAGGAUGUGAAGGAGCCCGCCACUAUCGAGCCCACCAUUCAAGCUACUGAGGUUGUUGAGGCACCAGUUGUGGAGGAGCAGACUGCCGCAGAGCCCGUCAAGGUUGAAGAGCCCGUUGAAGCUGCUGCCCCCGCGGAGCAAAUCCCCGAGGCAGCUCCAGUGGAGGAAUCCUCUACCAAGGAGCUCGAGCCCGAGACAACCGUGGUUGAGGAAGCUGCCAUCGAGCAGCCCGCCGUCGUUGCUGAAGAGGCUGCUGCCGAAGCACCAGUUGUUGCUGAGGUUGCUGAGGCUGUCGAAGAGCCCACCCAGGACGAUUCCAAGGUCGAGGAGACCGUUGCAACUGAGGAACCCUCGAAGGUCGAAACCGUCGAGACCGAAGUUGCCACCAUUCCUGAGCCCAUUGCCAGCGCAGAGGAGCCCGUGGUGGUGGCUGAGACAUCCGAUGUGAAGGAGGCAAUUCAGCCCUCCACCACUGACGUUGAAACUAAGCAAGAAGAGACCGCUGCUUCCGCCUCUGACGAAGCCUCUACCAAGGAUACUGGCAUCAGUGCUGAAAUUCUUGGUGCUGGCGCUGCUGGUGUUGCCGCUGCCGCCCUUGCUGGUGCCGGCGUGGCCGUUCUUGCUCACAAGGACCAGAAGGAUGUCCAGCCUACCGAUGCAGGCAAGGAACCCGUUACUAAGGCUGAGACCCAGCCCCAGGUUCCCGCAGCAGAUGCCCAGCCCGCAGACGGUAAGCCAACACCGUUCUAUCUUUCACACCAGCAAUCUGCCAUAUCGUUCGAAACUGAUCCCGCUCUUGCAGCACUCGCUGGUGACCGCGAAGCCCUCCUUAGCAAACUCAACCAACCGUCUACAGACCAACUGUCCACGGCUACCCAGCAGCCAACAGUCGAGAGUGCCGCCGAGUCCCAGCCUGCCGCCGAGGCCAGCAAGGGAACCACCGAACCCGCUGCCAAUGUGUCCGACGCUAAGCCUGCUACCGACAGCACUCUUACUCCCAAGGAUAAUGAUGAAGAUGCUCGUCCAGCGAGCCAGAACCGGUCAGUGACAGCUGUUUCUCUAAAUGGUGCACCUGACAGCUGGCUCAAAGCAAUCUUGCGCACUGUCUUUGUGAAUUUCUUUGGAGCCAUCUUUUCACCUUUCCGUCGUGGAAAGUCCUCCUCCAAUUAG
Penicillium crustosum is the source of this 4521-nucleotide messenger RNA. RefSeq names its product PT repeat family protein. The coding region runs from base 1 to 4521 and encodes 1506 amino acids. Lineage: Eukaryota; Fungi; Ascomycota; Eurotiomycetes; Eurotiales; Aspergillaceae. The record is from RefSeq and is a predicted model, not a curated record. The transcript is spliced from 2 exons.